Messenger RNA from Aedes albopictus (Asian tiger mosquito), 8669 nucleotides. It is a transcript of the gene unc-13, whose product is annotated as protein unc-13 homolog B. Gene Ontology annotation, molecular function: syntaxin-1 binding; calcium ion binding; calmodulin binding. Lineage: Eukaryota; Metazoa; Arthropoda; Insecta; Diptera; Culicidae. The transcript is spliced from 24 exons. Gene Ontology annotation, cellular component: synaptic vesicle membrane; presynaptic membrane; plasma membrane. Gene Ontology annotation, biological process: synaptic vesicle maturation; synaptic transmission, glutamatergic; neuromuscular junction development. The record is from RefSeq and is a predicted model, not a curated record. The coding region runs from base 1478 to 8530 and encodes 2350 amino acids.
GCUCCAGCAGCAGCACCGUGUGACUGCUAAAUCCAGGAAGUGUCCCGCAAACAUACAUUCUAACCGCGUCCGCCGAGAAAGACAGAGGCCACUUCGUCUUCGUCAGCCAGAAACACGGGAACGCGCAUCAGAGUGUUCGGUCCUUGCCCGCCGCCUGCUUCGAUUUGAAAAUACCCACCACUGGCUUGGCUGGUGCUUGCUGGGAUCCGUGUGGUGCUGUGGGUGUGUGCAUGCGUGUUAGUGUGGGGGUCUGUGAAGUGAAAACCGACGUCGUCGUGAGUGCGAGUAAAAAAGGGCCUGCGGACGAACGGAGGAAGAAAGGAACGACGACGAGGAGAAGGAAAAGUCCCACAUUUUCCCUAAAGUCGAGCCAGGGCGGCCGCAGCCAUCCCGAGAAUUGAUUUUUCUUGUUCCUGUUCCCGUGGAAAAUCGGUUCCCUGUUGUUCCCGAUUGUUCGAUUUCGGUGUGUGGAAGGGCCGUCGCAAACGGAAGAAAAAAGGGCUCGCUGCCUGGUUGGGCUUUCCUUUACCUUCACUGAGAGUGCCUGAAGGGGAUGGAUCUGUGGAAAAUCGCCUUUUCCUAGAAGGAGCGCGCGGCCAACAAACGACGAGAAGAAGAGCGGAACGUGUGUAUUUUUUUUUUUUCGGGGAGUCGCGAGUAGCGUCAAGAAUCGAAGCAGCGCGUCAAGUGGUGCGGUCGAGUGCAAGGCCUACUACCCUUACUGAUCGUAGUAGGCGAAAAACUAACAAAAGCUUGUAGCGAUUUCUGUUUUUUUGAUACGAAGUUGUUAUUUUUUGUUGCUGAAACGACCAAGUGCGUGCUUUAUUUCGGUGUUCGGGUGUGUGUUUGGGGAAAACGCGUGUGUGAGGGAGGAAUCGCCGAGGAGUAACAAAAGUGAAGCAAAGCAAGCGUAUCAGAGUCGGAGUGGGCAGGGUUGGAAAAGUGGCGGGGCAGCACGGAGGACAGCAGCAGCAGCAGGCGUUGCGGAUCGAUUGCCAAAGGAUUAACGUACUACACCACAAAGGCGGCCGAGGGGAAGCGGAAGGCGGGAGAGCUGGAGGACGACGAAGAGGACGAGGAGGAGGAGACGGUUCCCGAGUUGGACGGAAAAACGGAGCACUUUUGCACCGGCCAGCACAGGCAGGAACAGCAGGAGUAUCACCAGGAGUGCUGUUAUGCCUUGCUACGCUUGAACCAAAAUAUUUACCCGCAUAUCUCUGGUGGAUUGCAGUGUUGCUUCGGACGAGGACAUCCAACGGACCAGGCGCUGCAGGAGGGGCAACUUGCGGCCGGGACCGCACCGGACGAAUUCCUCCAAGUGGGGUGGUCGUCCGGGUAUAGAGAAGACGAAGGAGCAACGGCUGCGGCUGCAGCCUCAACAGCACAAACGACAAGAUUUAGCAGCCGCCAGCCAUCGCCGCACUACAGUGCCUACUUUGAUCCCACGGCUUCCCGGUACGGUGCAGUCGACGCCACCAUGGACGAGAACGAGGUGAUGGCGGCGUACCUGUGGAGCAAGCAGUCCCAAGACCUGUACGCCAGCCACGGGCUGAAGGAUCUGCACCACCUCCACCAGGAUUUCAUCAUCAACGACUACACCGACAAGAUCGCCACCAACAUCGACCUGCUCGAUACGGAGCUCAAGUUCGCCUGGGCGGCCCUCAAUCUGCUCAACGAGGAGUACAACAAGAUGGCCGAGAAGGUGUUCAAGCUGCAGUCGUUGAACUUGUCCCAGCAGCGGAUCGUGCAGAACCUCCAGUACAUGGAGGAGAACCGGAAAGCCUACCUGGAUAUGAUCCCCGAGUACGCCAAGCAUCACGAGUACUCGCUGCAGGAGCAGUCGCGGCUUCAGGAAGAACUGCAGUACCGGGACUGCAUCGACGAGGCGUACCUGCACCACCAACAGCAGCAGCAGAUGCCACCGUAUCCACCGUACGACCUGGGAUGGCGAUACGAUCCAGCAACGAUGCCCGAGGAAAUGGCCGUGCACGAUCCGGAGUACUGGCUGAUGCGGAGGAACCUGUCCAACAUUCCCGAAGAGCAACUGGCCCCGGUUCAAGCCCCACCUCGAUAUCCGCAGCAGAUCUCCACCAAUCCGUUCCUCCAGUCGAUGGAAGCCGCCAACGGAGGAAUUCUGCGGGAGAUCGAACCGGCAAGCGAUGCUGCGAUGAUCGAGGAGCAACUCAGGGCCUCGUUUCUGAACCAUUCGCAGCAAUUGGAGCUCGAAUAUGGAUCACCGAUGGCCAAGCAAUUCGUUGCGGAGCGAAUCGAGAAGCUCCGAGACGACGACGUGAAGCAGCUGAUCACGCGAGUGCUGGACGACGAAGACGUGGCGUCGCUGAGCAGCGAGGAGGUCGAGAAGGUUAGAACAUUCAUGGCGAAGAACUGCAGCGAUUUGCGAGAGGUGUUUGCGGAGGAGUUUUCGCCACUGGCCAGGGAUACCAAGGGUGGCGAGAAGCUGAUCCUGCAGAACAAGCAGAGUGGCGUCAGCCCGAAGAAGGAGUUCAACAAGUACAUCCACCUGCCGAACGCCGAGGGGAUAGCAUCGUUGAACAACGACGACCUGCUAACGGUGGACAACGGGACAAUCAGCAUCCAGGAUAGCAACGGAUCCAUCGACAACGAAUUUAUGCUCAAUCUGAACAUGGUCCAUCCAGCGAAUGGGUUUGGAGGUGUUUCGCCAAAGAAGUUGAUAGAAUUUUCACCUUUCGGAAUGCAGAAGUGUAUGUUGCGGGAGACGAAGGAGAGUAACGUGUUUGCGGAGAACUUGCUGAACAAGCCGAGUUUUGCGGACUUGAUGAACAGUAAGCCGUGUGCGGAGACUGCGAUGACCUUUACAAACUUGAACGGAGAAACGGAAUCGAUAUUUAGCCAAAGCUUUAAGGAAGCGGUCGAAGCGAAACUAGCCGGUCAGGCUGUACAGAUGGCUGGCAUUAUGAUCAACCAAGGUGAACAGCUUCCACCGUUUCCUCCUGUGCCGUUGAAACCUAAUAUUAGUGAAGCUCUGGAAACGGCCGCCUCGAAUGGAGCAGCGAUUGAUCCAAGGCGGCCAAGCGUUACGGAAGCGGGUGCCGUAUUGAUAGCUCCGGAAGCUCGAAGACCAAGCGUAGUAGACCAAGUACUCCCAUCAUUAGCUAGGAAACCAAGUAUAACGAUCGUUUCGGAUAUUCCGCGAAAGCCAAGCACCACGGAAGCCUACGAACCGUCAAUGUUUGCAACGGUUCCUCGAAGACCUAGCGCGGUCGAACCGAGCGAACCUUCAUCGAUCUUCCAAACAAUCGCGAGAAAGCCAAGCGUAACGGAAACUGCCUCGAGCCCUCCGAUGUUCACACCUCUACCGGGACAGACCACCAUCACCGACACCCCGGAAAUGCAAGCCAUCUACGAAUCCCUAUCGCGGAAAUCCAGUCUACCGACUCUCGGUGACGGUACGUUCUUCCCGUCACUGGACAUCACCGACUCUGGGUUCGCCGACUCUAUCGAUGGAAUGUCAUUGUUUCCGACUAUCCCGCUAAACCUGUCGGCAUCCGAUGCGCCCGUUAGUUUGCCGGAUUUCUCUACCCUAUCAACUAUUUCCAACAUUCCGGAGACUUCGGAAGCGUCAUCGAUCCUUCACAUGUCUAUGAACUCGUCCGGAAUAAGUGAAGCAUCUGACAGUAUGACCCUUCCUCCGGUAGCGGCAACAUCCGAACCCAGUACAACUGCCGUUAUAUCUGCCCAGCUGUCGAAUCAACUGAAUCAAACCACCGCAGCCAUAUCGAAGGAAGUCCUCCAACCGCAGGAAAAGAUAUCCCUGCCACCCAUAUCAGCAGCUCCGGCCACCAUAGCUGCCCUAGCGGAUAGUAAACCAAUCGCCCAGGCAACGGCACCGCCUCCUACGACCGUUCCGACUUCAACCACUUCGAUCACGGCGGAUGCGGCAAAGGCGAAGCCCAUCGUUAGUCAAGCGCCUACUACGACUGCGACAGCAGUCGUAACCCAAGCCCAAAUCAAACCGGUGCAGACUACGGCUCCUGUGCCUGUCCCGGUUUCCGCUCCAGCGCCGACACCAGCACCUGUUCAGAAACCUGCCCCUCAACCCCAACCCCAACCACCGCCGCAGGAAUCCAAGGGCAGUGGCUUCUUUCAAACCUCCACCGCCAACACCAACCUCUUCGGAGGCUUCUUCAACAAGGUCAACAAGAACCUGACCCAUCAGGACAGUUCCGACAGUAUCAUCGGCGCCAAAUCCAAAGCGUUCUUCGCCACCAUGAAAAGCUCCUUCUCGCUCGACUCGAACAAGCAAUCCGUCGAUGAACCGCCCCAGCAGCCACAACCACAACCCCAACAGCAGCCCCCUCAGCAGACAGUUCCUCCGCAGACGACGCCUCCUUCGAGUGGCACGUCCUCCCAGCAACAGGUACCGUCACCACCGGCAGCCGCAGAAGAAACCACCACCAUCACUACUCCACCCCUACAAUCUCCAGCAGAUGUUGUAGCGCAGGGUCAGUACCCCCUGCAGCACGAACAGCAGGAGUUUUCCCCCUUGCAAGAACAGUCACCGGCCGACGGCGAACAACAGCAGCAACUGCCACCGUUCGAACAAUCAUCACCGUACGGAGCGGGCUCGGAGUUCCCGACACUGAACGAUAGCACAACGACGAACGCACAAGCACAGGAACAUCCGUACCCGGGAGACGAACAGCUACUGGCGAUGGGGGAAGGCGAUGGUGAAGUGCCGAACGUGGCGAUGCAUCGGAAGCAGAGCUUGUUUCGCGCACAGGGAAGUGAAGGAUCGAUGGAUGGUGAAGGCGGUAGCAAAUGGAAACUGCUCAAAACGUUGAAGGAGAAGCGAAUCGAGGAGAAACAGAAGGUAGCGGAUGCGGGCGUCGAGGAAGAGGAUCCGGGGCUUUUCAAGAAGGUCGACGUAGGUGGUAAGGAAGAACCGGAGAAGCGCAAUGGAACUAACGAGAGUGGACGAGGCAAUGGAGUGGGAGACAAUACUUUUUACAGCAACAUCGACAGUAUGCCGGAUAUUCGACCCCGGCGAAAGUCGAUUCCAUUGGUGUCGGAAUUGACGAUGUUGGCUACGAAACGCCAAGCAGCUGGACUGACAUCGGUUGUACGGGCCACCUUGAAUGACGAAGAACUGAAAAUGCACGUCUACAAGAAGGCCCUGCAGGCGUUGAUCUACCCGAUCUCGUCGACAACCCCGCACAACUUCGUCCUGUGGACAGCGACUUCCCCGACCUACUGUUACGAGUGCGAAGGACUGCUCUGGGGUAUCGCCCGGCAAGGUGUUAGAUGUACGGAAUGUGCCGUCAAGUGCCACGAGAAGUGCAAGGACCUGUUAAACGCCGAUUGUUUACAAAUGUGCUUUGCGGGUGCUUCCGAGAAGAGUUCCAAGCAUGGUGCCGCCGAAGAUAAGGCAAAUUCUGUGAUCGCAGCGAUGAAGGAGCGCAUGAAGCAACGGGAGCGAGACCACCCGGAGAUCUUCGAAGUGAUCCGGAAGGUGUUCAACGUGGAGGAGAAGAGCCACGCCGGUCACAUGAAGGCGAUUAAGCAGAGCGUGCUGGACGGUACCAGUAAGUGGUCUGCCAAGAUCGCCAUCACUGUGAUCUGCGCCCAGGGGUUGAUCGCGAAGGACAAGAGCGGUACCAGCGAUCCGUACGUCACCGUGCAGGUCAGCAAGGUCAAGAAGCGAACGCGGACGAUGCCGCAGGAGCUGAACCCGGUGUGGAAUGAGAAGUUUAACUUUGAGUGCCACAACUCUUCCGAUCGUAUCAAGGUUCGCGUCUGGGAUGAGGACAACGAUCUGAAGUCGAAGCUGCGGCAGAAGUUGACCCGCGAAUCGGACGACUUCUUGGGCCAGACAAUCAUCGAGGUGCGAACGCUGUCCGGCGAGAUGGACGUGUGGUACAAUCUGGAGAAGCGAACGGACAAAUCAGCGGUGUCGGGUGCGAUCCGGUUGCACAUUUCGGUGGAGAUCAAGGGCGAGGAGAAGGUCGCUCCGUACCACGUGCAGUACACCUGUCUGCACGAGAACGUGUUCCACUACCUGUGCGAAGAGGCGUUGGGACAGGUCAACCUGCCGCAAACGAAAGGCGACGACGGGUGGAAGAUCUACUUCGACGAGACGCCCGAGGAGAUCGUGGACGAGUUCGCCAUGCGGUAUGGCAUCGAGAACAUCUACCAGGCCAUGACGCACUUCCAUUGCCUAUCGACCAAGUACCUGUGCGCGGGCGUCCCGGCAGUGAUGAGUACCUUACUAGCGAACAUUAACGCUUACUACGCACACACGACGGCUUCGACUGCUGUAUCGGCCAGCGAUCGCUUCGCUGCUAGCAACUUUGGCAAGGAGAAAUUCGUUAAACUACUUGACCAGCUGCACAACUCUCUCCGUAUUGAUCUAUCGAUGUAUCGCAACAACUUCCCCGCUUCCAGUCAAGAGAAACUGAUGGAUCUCAAGUCCACGGUCGAUCUGCUAACCAGUAUUACAUUUUUCCGCAUGAAGGUGCAAGAACUGUCGAGCCCACCUAGAGCUAGUACUGUAGUUAAGGACUGCGUGAAGGCUUGUCUACGCUCAACGUAUCAGUUUUUGUUCGAGAAUUGUUAUGAGUUGUAUAAUCGAGAAUUUCAGGUCGACCCCAACGAAGCGAAACGUGAGGGCGAAGACCAUGGACCAAAAUUAGAGAAUGUUGACUUUUGGCACAAACUAAUCGCACUUAUCGUAUCAGUAAUAGAGGAGGAUAAGAAUAGUUAUAGCGCAGUGCUUAAUCAAUUCCCACAGGAGCUUAAUAUAGGGCAGGUCUCGGCCGCAACGAUGUGGAGUCUGUUCGCAAUAGAUAUGAAGUACGCACUGGAAGAGCACGAACAGCACCGCCUGUGCAAAUCAUCCGCCUACAUGAACCUGCACUUCAAGGUCAAGUGGCUGUAUACGAACUACGUGAAGGAGGUCCCGCCGUACAAGGGCGCCGUGCCGGAGUACCCGGCCUGGUUCGAGCCGUUCGUGAUGCAGUGGCUCAACGAGAACGACGACGUGUCACUCGAGUACCUGCACGGUGCCUUCAAGCGUGACAAGAAGGACGGGUUCCAAAAGAGUAGUGAGCACGCGCUGUUCUCCAACUCGGUCGUGGACGUGUUCACACAGUUAACGCAGUGCUUCGAUGUAGUUAGCAAACUGGACUGCCCGGAUCCGGAGAUCUGGAAGCGGUACAUGCGACGAUUCGCCAAAACCAUUGUGAAAGUGUUGCUCGCUUACGUAGAUAUAGUAAAAACCGAAUUUCCCGAUAUCAUGCACGAGGAGAGGACGGCUUGUAUUCUGAUGAACAAUAUCCAACAACUUCGGGUCCAAUUGGAGAAAAUGUUCGAUUCGAUGGGUGGUGACAAACUAGAGGAGGAUGCUGCCAACAUCUUGAAGGAGCUACAACAGAAUCUCAACACCGCGUUGGACGACCUGGCUACGCAGUUUGCUGUCAGCUUGGAACCUCGCAUAACCGGUAGCGUUCGGGAACUGGGAGAUCUGCUGCAGCAGGUCAAACAGCAGACUUCCCUGUUCCACGCACCACCCACCGACGAUGCCAACAUUAUCGCCAUGGAGGCGGACGAGGUCCUUCGACCGCUGAUGGAUCUGCUGGACGGAUCGCUCUCAAUGUACGCCCAAUCCUGCGAGAAGACUGUGCUCAAGCGAUUGCUCAAGGAACUCUGGAAGAUCGUCAUCCGGACGCUGGAGAAGACCAUCGUGCUGCCGCCGAUGACGGACCGAACGAUGGUCUUCAAACACCUGACGGACAACGCCAAGAACCUGGCAGCCAACGCCAAGAUCGAGGACAUGGGUAGGCUGUUCAAGAACCACGUGGCCGGAAAGUCCGACGCCAAGAACGUGCUCAGCGGUGUGAUGGAUAUAUCAAAGGAGGUCCGUCCAAAUAUCGAAAAGAAUCUCUCGCCGAAGCAGUGCGCCGUUCUCGAGGUGGCGCUGGACACCAUCCAGCAGUACUUCCACGCCGGUGGCAAUGGACUGAAGAAGCCGUUCCUGGAGAAAUCGCCCGAACUGCAGAGCCUGAAGUACGCGUUGAGUUUGUACACGCAGACCACGGAUACGCUGAUCAAGUCGUUCGUCUCCGGGCAAGGUGCUUCUGAAGAGGGUGGAAUCAACCACGAUGACGCCUCCGUCGGAGAGGUUUCGAUUCAAAUCGACGUCUCGUCCAAUCCGGAGAACGGUGAACAGAAGAUAUCCGUCAAAGUAAUCGCCGCCAACGAUCUGAAGUGGACCGUCCCGUCCGGUAUGUUCCGGCCGUUCAUCGAGGUGAACCUGAUUGGGCCGCACCUCAACGACCGGAAGCGCAAGUUUGCCACCAAAUCCAAGUCCAACAACUGGUCACCGAAGUACAACGAGUCGUUCCAUUUCAUCAUUGGCAACGAGGAGCAGUUGGAGUUCUUCGAGUUGCACAUCUGCGUCAAGGAUUACUGCUUUGCUCGUGAGGAUCGCCUGGUGGGGGUCGCAAUCCUGAAGCUGAAGGACGUAGUCGAUCAGGUAUUUGGGGGGUGUUAAGCCAUUUUUGUUGCGGCAUCCUCUGUUUGGAUGAAUGUGGUUUGAAUGAGUGAGAUGAAUGUUGAAAUCGUGGAAGAAUACCAUUGACUGCCCUUCCACUUUGGUAAGUUGGGGGAGAGGUGGUUAUCUACUUUCAGGU